Molecule: messenger RNA, 2607 nt
Organism: Lipotes vexillifer (Yangtze River dolphin)
Lineage: Eukaryota; Metazoa; Chordata; Mammalia; Artiodactyla; Lipotidae
Gene: SKIDA1
Product: SKI/DACH domain containing 1
Exons: 2
Coding region: 1-2607 (868 amino acids)
Source: RefSeq, a predicted model, not a curated record
AUGGGAGACCUGAAGUCAGGUUUUGAAGAGGUGGAUGGCGUGAGGCUCGGCUACCUCAUCAUUAAAGGAAAGCAAAUGUUUGCCCUCUCCCAAGUCUUCACGGAUCUGCUGAAAAACAUCCCGAGGACGACCGUGCACAAGCGCAUGGAUCAUCUGAAAGUGAAAAAGCACCACUGCGAUCUGGAGGAGUUGCGGAAACUCAAGGCAAUCAACAGCAUCGCCUUCCACGCAGCCAAAUGCACUCUCAUCUCCCGGGAAGACGUGGAAGCGCUCUACACCUCCUGCAAAACCGAGCGCGUCCUCAAGACCAAGCGCAGGAGGGUCGGCCGGGCCCUGGCCACAAAGGCGCCGCCGCCAGAGCGCGCCGCCGCCGCCGCCGCCGCCGCCAGCCCCCGCCCGGGUUUUUGGAAGGACAAGCACCAACUUUGGCGGGGCCUGAGUGGAGCCGCGCGGCCCCUGCCAAUCAGCGCGCAGUCCCCGCGCCCAGGCGCCGCCGUCGUGCGCCCAGCCGCCCAUCUACCUCAGAUUUUUAGCAAAUAUCCGGGCUCGCACUACCCGGAAAUCGUGCGCUCGCCUUGCAAACCCCCUCUAAACUAUGAAACUGCCCCGCUCCAGGGAAACUACGUCGCUUUCCACUCGGACCCUACUUAUUUUCGGAGCCUGCUGUGCAGCAAGCACCCGGCUGCCGCCGCCGCGGCCGCCGCCGCCGCAGCCGCCGCCGCCGCAGCCGCCGCCGCCGCCGCCUACUACCAGGCGUCGGCGGCCGGGCCCCAACCCAAGGCGGCGGCGAGCGCCGGAGCGGCGGCCGCGGCGGCCGCCGGGGCCAGUUGCCUGGAGAGGUUUCAUCUGGUUAACAGCUUCUGCCCGCCUCCCCACCACCACCAUCACCACCACCACCAUCACCACCACCACCAUCACCACCACCACCACAGGGCCCAGCAGCCGCAGCCGAAUCACCACCCCCCUCAUCACCACCGGCCGCAGCCCCAUCUGGGCAGCUUUCCCGAGAGUUGCAGCAGCGACUCCGAGUCCAGCUCCUACUCGGACCAUGCAGCCAACGACUCAGAUUUUGGCUCCAGUUUGUCUAGCUCCAGCAACUCUGUGUCCUCGGAGGAAGAGGAGGAGGAGGGAGAGGAGGAGGAGGAGGAAGAGGAGGACGAGGAGGAGGGGGGCAGUGGGGCCUCGGAUUCCAGUGAAGUCAGCUCGGAGGAGGAGGACUCGUCCACGGAGUCGGACUCCAGCUCCGGCUCCAGCCAAGUGUCAGUGCAGAGCAUCCGUUUCAGGCGCACCAGCUUCUGCAAGCCUCCCAGCGUGCAGGCGCAGGCCAACUUCUUGUACCAUCUGGCCUCCGCCGCUGCUGCAACCAAACCCGCUGCUUUCGAGGAUGCCGGCAGACUUCCCGACCUCAAGAGUAGUGUCAAAGCGGAGUCGCCCGAGGAGUGGAAUCUGCAGAGCUGGGCCCCCAAAGCGUCUCCGGUGUACUGCCCGGCCAGCCUGGGGAGUUGUUUCACAGAGAUAAGGAAAGAUAGGGUAUCUGAGAUUACAUUCCCACACUCUGAAAUUCCCAGUACUGUAAAGAGAACUGAGCUGACAAUUAACUGCCUGGCGGAGGGGGCCUCUUCACCUAGCCCAAAGACAAACAAUGCAUUUCCACAACAAAGAAUACUCCGAGAGGCUAGGAAAUGCCUACAAGCAACUCCUACUACAUACUGUGCAGAUAACAACACAAUAGCUGCUAGGUUCUUAAGUAAUGAUUCUUCGGGAGUGGCAGCAAAUUCAGAAAAAGAUUCCAAAAUCCCUCACUGCACUGAAUUUGCUACGGAUUUGCCCUCUUCGCCAACUGAUCCCGAGGUGGAUGCAGCAGCAGCAGCAACUAAAGCCGAGAAUCCCUGCACUGACACAGGCGACAAGACAUUGCCAUUUCUGCACAAUAUUAAAAUCAAAGUAGAAGACAGUAGUGCUAAUGAAGAAUAUGAACCUGACCUUAUUACAAAUAAGCUAAAGUGCGAGUGCAAUGAUACAAAGGGUGAGUUUUACAGUGUGACUGAAAGUAAAGAGGAGGACGCCUUGUUAACCACAGCCAAGGAAGGUUUUGCCUGCCCUGAAAAAGAAGCUUCUUCCUUAAGUCCACUGGCUCAGAGUCAGGGCCUUUCAUGCACUUUAGGUUCUCCACAACCUGAGGAUGGGGAAUAUAAAUUUGGUGCCAGGGUGAGAAAAAAUUACCGGACACUAGUACUGGGAAAACGACCUGUACUUCAGACACCUCCAGUCAAACCAAAUCUGAAAUCAGCUAGAAGUCCUCGUCCUACAGGUAAAACUGAGACACAUGAAGGAACACUGGAUGAUUUUACAGUUAUAAACAGACGCAAAAAGGUAGCCAGCAAUGUAGCAUCAGCAGUGAAAAGGCCAUUUAAUUUCAUGGCAAAUUUUCCUUGUCCACCAUCACUCAUUAUUGGGAAGGAUGGGGAUUUGUGGCCAGCGUAUUCCUUAAACACCACUAAGGAUUCCCAACCUCCUCACAAGGCCCAUCCUAUAUGGAAAUGGCAGCUGGGCGGUUCUGCAAUACCUCUUCCACCUAGUCACAAAUUCAGGAAAUUUAAUUCAUAA